AUGAGCUGUGAAAGUGAGCAGGGAUCCACAGUUGUGGAACGGGAACUUCAGCAAAGCCUGUGUGCCAGGCACGGGCAAAGUAAUAGCUCUGUCAUUCGAUCAAAUUCCCCAACAACAACAUCUCAGAUUAUGGCCAGAAAGAAAAGAAGAGGGAUUAUAGAGAAAAGGCGCCGGGACCGUAUAAAUAACAGUUUAUCAGAGCUGAGGCGGCUUGUGCCAACUGCUUUUGAAAAACAAGGAUCUGCCAAAUUAGAAAAAGCGGAAAUACUGCAAAUGACAGUGGAUCAUCUGAAGAUGCUGCAGGCGACGGGAGGUAAAGGUUAUUUUGACGCUCAUUCCCUGGCCAUGGAUUUCAUGAGCAUUGGCUUCCGGGAGUGCUUGACGGAGGUUGCGAGGUACCUGACUUCGGUGGAAGGUCUCGACACGUCCGACCCCCUGCGCGUUAGACUCGUGUCUCACCUGAGCACCUGUGCCUCUCAGAGGGAAGCUGCUGCCAUGACCUCCUCCAUGGCCCAAAACCACCACCCCUUGCACCCUCACCACUGGGCAGCCGCCUUUCACCACCUCCCAGCCGCUUUGCUGCAGCCGAACGGACUCCAUGCCUCCGAGGCCACCCCGUGCAGACUCUCCUCGGACGUACCCCCGCACCACGGCUCUGCCCUGCUCACCGCCACCUUCGCCCACGCCGACGCCGCCCUCAGAGAC
Messenger RNA from Charadrius vociferus (killdeer), 705 nucleotides. It is a transcript of the gene HEY2, whose product is annotated as hes-related family bHLH transcription factor with YRPW motif 2. The transcript is spliced from 5 exons. Gene Ontology annotation, molecular function: RNA polymerase II cis-regulatory region sequence-specific DNA binding; DNA-binding transcription factor activity, RNA polymerase II-specific; protein dimerization activity. Gene Ontology annotation, biological process: regulation of neurogenesis; Notch signaling pathway; regulation of transcription by RNA polymerase II. The annotation marks the transcript as partial. The record is from RefSeq and is a predicted model, not a curated record. Lineage: Eukaryota; Metazoa; Chordata; Aves; Charadriiformes; Charadriidae. Gene Ontology annotation, cellular component: nucleus.